AACCUUUUACCCUCCUCUGCAAAUGAGAAAGAUCUUAGCCCGCAUGAGGUCUUUGUAACGGCUGUUGGCCUUCCCAAAGAGGCUAGGAAGCCGUACAUUCGUCAUCUUCAUAGCUACUACUGCAACGCCUACUGCUAUAUGAAGCCGAAGUGGCGCACCCAGGGCGACAAAUUCGAACCCCGCGCGAGAGUUGGAAAGCUCGUAGGCUAUGAUGACAUGCACGGCCGCAUAUACUGGAUCUAUGAUCAAGAAAAGCAGCAGGUUGUGCGCGUCAGCGCAGUCAAAUUCAGAGAGCAAGACGACCCGGAACCUUCGGCACGAGAG
Lasiosphaeria miniovina is the source of this 324-nucleotide messenger RNA. RefSeq lists its product as uncharacterized. The transcript has a single exon. Lineage: Eukaryota; Fungi; Ascomycota; Sordariomycetes; Sordariales; Lasiosphaeriaceae. The record is from RefSeq and is a predicted model, not a curated record. The annotation marks the transcript as partial.